Messenger RNA from Penicilliopsis zonata CBS 506.65, 969 nucleotides. RefSeq lists its product as hypothetical. Bases 1 to 969 code for a protein of 322 amino acids. NCBI's taxonomy places the organism in Eukaryota, Fungi, Ascomycota, Eurotiomycetes, Eurotiales, Aspergillaceae. The transcript has a single exon. The record is from RefSeq and is a predicted model, not a curated record.
AUGACGACUGACAAUAAUAAUACGACUGCUCAAACGUCCAAAGCCUGGACCACCGCCCAGAUACCGCCGCAAUUUCUCCGCGCAGCAUUUAUGGUCGGACAUGUCCCGCAGAAGGCGCUGGCGAGCGACCCGCGUAUUUCAUAUGCACUCUACGUACCACCGGAGCACUACAAGAACCCGACGGGGGACGCGUCGACGAGGGGGAAACCACUGCCUCUGCUGGUGCAUGUGCACGGCACGCGGCGCAGCCUUGCGCUGAUGCACCGGCAGUUACCCCAGUUCGCAGACGCCACGGGCUGCGCGGUUGUUGCGCCUCUGUAUCCCGCUGGUCUGGACGGGCCCAACGAUCUGGACUCGUACAAACAGCUGUGCUCGCCGUCUCUGCGGUCCGACCUGGCGCUGCUGUCGAUCCUGGAGGAGAUUGCGCACCGCUGGCCGGGCAUCGCCACGGAUAAGGUCUAUUUGAUGGGCUUCUCGGGUGGCGGUCAGUUUGCCCAUCGCUUCCUCUAUCUGCAUCCCGAACGCCUGCAUGCCGUCAGCGUUGGGGCCCCCGGGCGGGUGACGCUUCUGGAUGACCAGCAGGCGUGGCCGCGAGGCGUUGCCGACGUCGAGGAGGUCUUCCAACUCAAAUUCCAUCCGGAGCGUCUGCGCGAGGUUGAGAUCCAGCUCGUGUGCGGCAGUGAGGACGUCGAGCUGCAUGGAAGCAACGAGUUCCGCACCUGGGUGCAGCAGCAUGUCAAAGCAGGCCGCCGCAGCGGCGACGACAACGACGACGGCGGCGCGGUGCCCUAUAUGGACAAGGGCCGGCUCGGAUCCUUGCGAGACCUUGAGACCUCGUGGAACAAGCAUGCCAUUCAAUCACAGUUUGAUGUGGUGGACGGAGUGGCCCAUUCGUCUGAGGGGGUUUGCAAAUGCGUCCUGGGUUUCCUCCGGUCGCAAAUCCAGAAAGCUGGGCCAGUGAAACAGUAA